This is a messenger RNA of Dermacentor silvarum, 4572 nucleotides long. RefSeq lists its product as uncharacterized. The record is from RefSeq and is a predicted model, not a curated record. The transcript is spliced from 3 exons. The coding region runs from base 200 to 4201 and encodes 1333 amino acids. Lineage: Eukaryota; Metazoa; Arthropoda; Arachnida; Ixodida; Ixodidae.
UGUGCUCUUUGGAAAGCAGCCGCAUCAAGAACCAGCUGCGACUACCUAUGAGCAUUUGAUCCCCCAGGAACACGAAUUCACGGCCGCGCAGACAACGAAAGUUGCCGGGAGCAUCGAUGCCUUGUGUUGCCAUCUGUUAACAUCCUUCUCAGAUUGUAGGAUAUUCAAGUCGUCUUCUGUCCCCACCUGCGGAAAGGCGAUGGAGCCACCACCAUCAAAACGCAACGACCGCCCGAGAAUUCGGAAUCGCCGACGAAGAGGGAACCACGGCUUAACACCUGACGAAGUGCCGCACUUCAGCUUUGCUCGGCACUCUGCAGAGAGCGAAGCGUUCGGCGAACUCCCGCCGUCGGAUACGCCUGUGUUUUCUGAUGACGGGGGUGCCUCGGCGUCGGCUCAAGCCGCUCGCGCAAGAUACCGAACCAGGGCCAAGAGGGGUACGACGCUGGGAAGAGCAAGACCCCCAUUUACAGGAGGUCCUGACAGAGGAGGGCGUCGGGGAGGGCGAACCCCACAAGAUGUGACCCCGUGCCGCAGCGCUCGAAGUACAGGCCAUGGCUCAUUUGACGACGCUCCUUCCGAGCCUUGUCCUCCGGAAAGCGAUAGGACAGUAGGCGGCUGCCAUCAAGAGAACAUUCCAGACGAUGACCCUCCGAAGAACGACUGCGAUGACCGGCGGAUGUUCGCGGUUGGAGCAGAUGGUUCCUCGGCGAGCAAGGCGGUGCCUUUCCCGACGUUCGCUGAGAUAACGUCCGCCAUCAUGUGCCGGCGCGAAGAAAUUGGACCUACGAGUGAAAAGUCAAUCUCAUUGUACAUCCACGACUGCUACUUGCACGCGGUGUCCUCGGAUGUGCGAGCUACACUCGGCAGCUUCCGCCUUGUUCCCAACAGGGGCCUAGGCCGCGUCGUAACGACCGUCAACUGCGACCCGGCCUCGCUUCGUGGCGCUGCCGUCGCCUUCUGCGAUCAGGAAAACCAGUACAUAUGCUAUGGAGAGAUCCUGAAACUCGAUGGCAAACGAGUCGCCUUGCUGUACGAUGGUCUGGGAGUUACCGACGACAAUGAAAGUCACGAAUUUGUUCUGGUCAACUUGAAUUUGGAUGCGAGCUGCUUCAUCAACCAUCUCGCUUCGCUACGUUCAAAAUCGUUUGACGACUUGGAGCGAGUGAAAUCGAUGCUUCUAGGUGAGGCCUGUCAGCCUCUUGAGUCUGGACAUGAGGUCGUCCAGGAUCAGGCUGCAAUGCAAACUGCGCUUGACUUGUCAUUGGACAGCAAGCUGGCAGGGGCUCUUGACGAAGAUCAAGUGGUUGCAGUAAGAGCUGCAGUUGCUUCUGAUAGAGGCGUGCUAAUUCAUGCGCCUUCAGGAACCGGUGACAAAGAGCUGCUGAGGGCCGCUGUGCAAUUGACUCUUACUGUGGAUGGCUUGAAGAGCCGAGGGCCUGUGCUUGUAGUAGGUAGCGGGCUAACCCCUAUGUUCAAAAAUGAACCAGAUGGCUUAUUUUGUUUGGACGUCGAAGUGGACAAAGCAGCAAGUGCUGUUGAAGAAUCUGCCUCAGCUAUUUUAUCGAAAGGAAAAAUGAAUGAGUGUCUUCUUAGAAUCAGCAAGGUGUUGAAAGACCUGAACAGUUUGAAGUGUGCUAUCCUCCACCAAUCUCAAUUUCAAGGGAUCACCCGCGAGUUCUCAACUAAAAGGAAUGAGGGAAGAAACUGCGUAGAAAGGUGGCUAAUGCAUGGAGUUAGUCGCAACGACAUGUUGACUGCUGUGUCGCCCGCUGAUAUGAAUGAUUACCGCGAAGACUGUCAGUACGCGAUAAAAGGAAGCGGGGUACCCACCAAUUCAAAUCGUUCAGUUGGCUUUCGUUAUGAGAGGGCUCCGCAAACUUCCCAAGGCGCCGAAGGUGUCUCUGACGAUGUGAAAGCUGUUUACAUCUGGAAAACUCUCAAGGCUACUCGAGCGGACGAAUUUCAUGAGGAACAGACCAAUAUCAUUCAGAUGGAGCGGUGCCAACGAUGGCAGCUAUACAAGCAGUGGAUUGUGUGCCUGAGGCGAAAUAUCCUCGAUAAACUUGAAGACGCUCAACGCGAAGUAUUGCAUUGCUACCUCCACUGCGGUAAAAUGCUAUCCGAAAAUGUCUCGCGUUCGACUUCCGGGACGUCUGUUAUUGUGACCUCUGUGACUACAGCCAUCGCGCAUGGCGCCGUCAUCGACUCAAUGCAACCUAAGGCCUUGGUUGUGUUCCGAGCGCACCAAGUCCCAUCUUUGCUUGCUGGUAGUCUCUUCUGUAACAGCAUUUCAAAGCUCGUUUUCAUAGGUGAUGGCGUAUGUUCAAAGGGAACACUAUCUUCGUCACUUUGGUCUUGCGCAUUCAGCAGUCAAGGCUUUGAGUUACACGAACUAAGCGUUCAGUAUUUUCUCUCGCAGCCGGUCUGCAACCUUCUAGCACCGUUCACAAAAAAUGUGCUGCAGUCGGGCGGCAGCAUUGAGCCUGUCAGAGGCAUUGCAGAAUCUGUGCAGUUCUUCGACAUUCCCAACAAAGAAGAAGCAGUCUUGAUGAUAUCCCGGUUGUGUCUUCAUUUUCAGACACACGGCUACCAUGCGAGAGACGUGGCUAUUGUUACCCUAUCGCCUUCUGCUGCAGUGGCAGCGCAGACGCUGGUCGAAAAGCUGUGGCAGGUAGGGUGUGAACACGCAGUGAUGUCUGUCAAAACCUUAGGUUCCACUUUUUGUAAAAUCCUGAUCUUGCUUGUCGGCUCAGGUGCACGUGGCUCAGAUCUUGCGGCUGCUCUGAGCAGGGCACGUUGCGCAGUGUACGGUUUUGGAAGGCUAGCAAGCGCUGACGAGAGCUGCCAGAACGUCUUCAACACGGCCAACGAAAGCAACAGGUCUGCCAGUCCAGCUCUUUCUUUGUCCUGUGUGCGCCACCCUGGAACCGUCGUGCGUAUCGAAUCCGGAGACGAUUUUGUGACAAAGAUGCAGCAAACUGGGGGGUGCAUGCAAUUAUGCGGUGCUAAAAAACGUUGCAGUCAUGUGUGCUUACAGAUGUGCCACAGUGGGGAUCACCCGGACUUUUGUGACCAGCACUGCUUGAAAUAUAUUUGCAGUCGGAAACAUCUCUGUCUAAACAGGUGCUCCGAGCGCUGCACUCAGCGGUGCAUGGUUGACGUCACUGAAAAACUCCCUUAUUGCACCCACACUGCUACAUUUCCUUGUUACAAGUGGGAAGCGGGUUAUGCAACAGUGCCUGGUACCGCGACAGUCAGCCGAUGCGGUCCGCACCAGUACAAGUGCAAGGUACCAGUUACUGUAAACCUAAAGUGCGGACACGCAGCACAGAUUACGUGCUCUGAGAACCAAUCUACGGCAACCACAAGUGCUUCAGCUGUUGGACCUCUUGGAAACUUGCCCUUAAGCCAGUACAAGUGCAUGGUACCAGUUACCGUAAACCUGCAGUGCGGACACACGGCACAGAUUCCGUGCUCUGAGAAUAAAUCUACGGUAGCCACGGGUGCCUCAGCACUUGGAACUCUAGGCUCUCUAUCCCUGCUCCAGUACAAGUGCCAGGUGCCAGUUUCCGUGGACCGGGAGUGCGGACAUAAGUUGCAGAUUAGCUGCUUUGAGAACCGGAAUCAGUCCACAGUGGUCACAAAUGCCUCCGCAGUUGGACGUCUGGGACAGCGAGUCAACUUGCCCCCGUGCCGAAGAUCUGUGCUAGUGACCUCUUCCUGCGGUCACACAAAGUCCAUCCAGUGUUGCGACAAAGCUGGAUAUCGGUGCGACGUCUCGGUAACGGCCGUCCGUCCUUGUGGUCACUCUUGUUACGUCUCCUGCGGAGCGGACCGCAGGGUUUUCCCGCCAUGCACUGUGCAAGUGAAAGUUGAGCUAGACUGUGGUCAUUCAGCUCACGGGUCUUGCAACAGAACCUCCUCGUUGAAGUGCACAAUGUUCGUCAAGAGAACAUUGUCUUGUGGCCACACACUUGACGUGGUUUGCAGCGAACCUAGUCCCCAGUGCCGAGUUAUGGUUUCCAGGACACUUUCAUGCGGCCACGUUGCCGCCAGGCCCUGCUGCGACAGCACAUCUCCGUGCCCCUGGCGAUGUGGUUACGUAUUGCGCUGUAAGCAUGCGUGCAGAUUACCGUGUGGAAACCAUCCUCACGAGGACAAGUGCGGGGAUUGCAAGGACAAGUGCUCCAUUUCUUAGUGACUGUCAAUUUUUGGUCGAUCUGUAAAAUGUCAAGAUUGUGCUUCUUUCACCAAAGGAAAAAAAAAUUUCACACUUGCGAGUACUGUAGCUUGCUUUAAUCUUCAGUUAUUGUCUGCACGGUAGCGCGAGCCCGUAGUGGUUUCAGUAACGCAAAGAAGGGCGAGGUCCAGAAGGCGGCAGAUGCAACCCUGUGGAUCACGGCAAUGUACUACUUAUCUACUGUGUUCGGCGCGGAGACGUCGUGCUGUUUAUCAUCGAGCAUGAUGCGAACGCUAAGCUGACGAGUUUAACCUGACACGAAUAAAGCAUUUAAAAGAACAGUUUAAUGAAAGGGUCCUUACCCGCCGUGGUUGCUUAAUGGCUAUGGU